CCACCCUUGAAUCCAACAUAGCUCUGUUUCCUUUUCUAUCGUCGCUCAACCCCUCGAGGCCUCUCAGCUACUACAUAUACUGCAUCUACAAGCAUGUCGUACUCUCUGCGCAAUCGCAAUGCCCUAAUCACCGCCGGCUCUCGGGGACUGGGCGCCGUCGUGGCCCAGAAGUUCGCGGCGGAAGGAUGCAACGUCGCCAUUAACUACGUCUCGAGCAAGGAUGCUGCCGAGAAGUUGGCGUCGGAUCUGCAGGCCCAGUACAACGUCAAAGCCAUUACAAUCCAGGGUGAUGCAAGUCUCCAGAGUGAUUGCAGCAAGACUGUCAAAACCACCAUCGAACAAUUGGGGGGUCUGGAUAUCGUAGUGUCAAACGCUGGCUGGACCAGAAUUACCCGGUUCGCAGAUUUGGAUGCCACGAACGAGGAGGACUGGGACAGGUGCUGGUCUACCAAUGUCAAGGGCAAUCUGUGGCUUUUCAAAGAAGCUCUCCCGACAUUCAACGCAAAUCCCGAGGGUGGUGUGUUCCUCAUCACCUCUUCGACCGCGGCUGUCACGGCGAUUGGGAGUAGCUUGCCAUACUCCGUGACAAAAGCAGCAGGGCUGCACCUCAUGAAGUGUCUUGCGCAGACACAAGGCAACAAAGUCCGGGUCAACGCCGUUCUGCCCGGGCUUUUACUCACCGAAUGGGGUCAACGGUUCCCUGCUGAGAUUGUCGAGCGCUACAAGGAGAAGGCGGUUCUCAAUCGAGUGGUCGACGUUGAGGACACUGCCAACGCAUACGUGAUGCUCGCCAAAAACUCAUCGAUGACGGGACAGUCAAUCCAAAUCGAUUCCGGUCUUGCUAUAAAAUGAUCAAAUGCGUCUGGAAAUUAGAAACAAACUCGUCGCUGGCGAGCGCACUUUCAAAGGCCAAUUCAGCAUUCUAUUAUUAUUAUGGUAUCAGUUGUGAGCAGAGAUGAU
This is a messenger RNA of Aspergillus steynii IBT 23096, 960 nucleotides long. RefSeq names its product SDR family NAD(P)-dependent oxidoreductase. NCBI's taxonomy places the organism in Eukaryota, Fungi, Ascomycota, Eurotiomycetes, Eurotiales, Aspergillaceae. The coding region runs from base 94 to 852 and encodes 252 amino acids. The transcript is spliced from 10 exons. The record is from RefSeq and is a predicted model, not a curated record. Gene Ontology annotation, molecular function: oxidoreductase activity.